AUGGCAAUCACACUCUACUCCAUCACCAUCCCCAUCUUCCUCAAGAACCUACGAACCCUGCAAAAGCUCCUUGCAAAGGGAACGGCGCACGCGAAGGAUGGCGGGAAUGAACUUACAGAGGAGAAGCUAGUCGGGUCGAGAUUGAUUGCUGAUAUGGGCGAUCUGGUGUAUCAGAUCCAGCGCAUCUCCGACACCUCUAAGGGCUUCUGCGUCCGCGUCGCCAAGAUCGAAGCCGUCGCGCUGGAAGACAACGAGAAGACGAUGGAGGAUCUGCAGACGCGGAUUGCUAAGACGAUUGAGAUUUUGGAGGGGGUAAAGGAGGAGGAUAUUAAUGGGAAGGAGGAGGAGGAGGUUAUUCUUAAGACGAGGACGGCGGAGUUGAAGUUUACGGGGUUUUCCUACGCCACUCAAUUCGCCCUCCCGAACUUCUUCUUCCAUUUCGUUACGGCGUAUGGGCUUCUUAGGAAGGAGGGUGUGGAGAUUGGCAAGAGUGACUACAUGGGAAGGGGAUAG
This is a messenger RNA of Cadophora gregata, 513 nucleotides long. RefSeq lists its product as uncharacterized. NCBI's taxonomy places the organism in Eukaryota, Fungi, Ascomycota, Leotiomycetes, Helotiales, Ploettnerulaceae. The record is from RefSeq and is a predicted model, not a curated record. The transcript is spliced from 3 exons. Bases 1 to 513 code for a protein of 170 amino acids.